Telopea speciosissima is the source of this 1702-nucleotide messenger RNA. RefSeq names its product pentatricopeptide repeat-containing protein ELI1, chloroplastic-like. Gene Ontology annotation, biological process: RNA modification. Gene Ontology annotation, molecular function: zinc ion binding; protein binding; RNA binding. The transcript has a single exon. Lineage: Eukaryota; Viridiplantae; Streptophyta; Magnoliopsida; Proteales; Proteaceae. Bases 16 to 1653 code for a protein of 545 amino acids. The record is from RefSeq and is a predicted model, not a curated record.
GGUUAUUACCCUGAAAUGUCCAGAAGAAUCCACCUAAGCAAUUGGGUUGAUAAGAUUAAUACUCUAGUCAGACGAGGGCAAAGUCGUGAUGGUCUACUUCUGUUCUACAAACUCCACAAGUCAGGAGAUUGGAUAACUGGGUAUCUUCUCUCAGCUGUUCUCAAGUGCUGCACAGAACUUGAGGUCGCUGAAGAAGGCAAGCAAGCUCAUUGUGCAAUCCUGAAACAUGGGUUCCAUCAAGAUGUCGUCCUAAUGACGUCCCUCGUUGGUAUGUACUCUAAGUGCAUUAGCAUUGAAGAAGCACGCCGUGUCUUCCAUGAAAUGCCUGAGACAGAUGUGGUUGCAACAAACAGCUUGAUCACUGGUUUGUGCCGACACCACUUAACAUCGGAUGCAGUCCAAUUGUUCGAAAGUAUGUCUGAGAGGGAUGUAGGAUCAUGGAAUUGUUUGAUUUCGGGCCUUGCCCAAAAUUUCGAGGGUGAGAAAGCUCUUUCUUUCUUCAGAAAAAUGAGGUCAGAGGGAAAGGAAAUUGAUUUUACGACCAUGGUUAGUGUCCUUUCAGUUUGUGCCGAUCUGGCAGCCUUGGUUAACGGUAAACAGAUCCAUGGCUUGGUAAUUAAAUAUGGAUUUGAGCCAUAUCUUCCAAUUGGGAAUGCUAUGGUUGACAUGUAUGGUAAAAGUGGUUGCAUGGACGAUGCAUGUGUUUGUUUUGAUAAUAUGCCAGCCAAGAAUGUAGUUUCCUGGACUUCUCUCAUGGUGGGUUAUGGGAAGCAUGGCUUGGGGUUGGAAGCUCUCAAGGCAUUUGAUCGAAUGGAAAUGGAGGGAAUCCUCCCUAACAAAGUAACUUUCUUGGGUAUCCUAUUUGCAUGCAGUCACGCUGGACUAGUGCGGGAAGGAUGGAGGAGCUUCAACACCAUGGUCUGCAAAUACACUAUUCAACCCAUGAUGGAGCACUAUACAUGCGUGGUGGAUCUUUUUGCAAGGGCUGGGCACCUCAAAGAGGCCAAUGAUUUCAUAGAGAGAAUGCCAAUCGAACCAGAUGCAAAGCUUUUGACUGCAUUUCUGAGAUCAUGUUUCUCCUUCAUGAAUGUAGAGCUAACAAAGAGAAUUGGGCAAAGAGUACUCGAAUUGAAGCCUGAAGCGGGAGCUUAUAUGUUGUUAUCUAACUUCUAUGGUGUGAUUGGAGACUUGGAUGGGAUUGUAAAGGUUAGAAAAUUGAUGAUGGAUAGAGGGGUAAGGAAAGAAAAGGCAUAUACAUGGAUUGAGAUCAAUAGAAGGGUCCAUGCUUUUGAGUCAGGAGAUAGAUCCCAUCCCCUCCAUGAAGAGAUCAGUAACUAUAUGAAGAAUCUCAUUGCGAAGUUAAAAAUUUAUGGAUAUGUACCAAACACAAACAUGGUGGUGCAAAAUCUGGAUGAGCACAAAAAGGAAGAGAUACUUCUCGGUCACAGUGAGAAGCUUGCAAUUGGAUUAGGACUCAUCAGCACUCCAGCAGGGACCCGAAUUACAAUAGUCAAGAACCUGCGAGUAUGUAAUGACUGCCAUGAUUUGACAAAGUUAAUUUCAAGGAUUGAAGAAAGGGAAAUUGUAGCAAGGGACUCCAGCAGAUUUCACCAUUUCAAGCAAGGGGAAUGUUCUUGUGGUAACCAUUGGUGAGUGCAUAAAUAAGUUAAUGAUUACGAUCAUGCUGUACAAGUAUGCGUUU